AUGGCGAAAAAACGAGAACGCCGAACCGGGAAUCGCGCCGGCCCCCAAUCCGAGCCGGACCAGCCAGCCGGCGCCUACAGCUCUUCCUCCUCGCGCGUUAGUCGGGAUCGCAAGCUUACAACCACCACCACCACCAUCGCCGCCGCCGCCGCCACCACAAUCCUAUUCCUAAUCGUAGUUCCCGCCAUUUCAGUUAUCGUGUACCGUAUGGUUUACGCUCCCAAUACCCCACACCCAUCGUAUGUCUACAGCCGCAACCUCGUCAGUAAGGAUAUUAACUACCGGCAAGUUCUCGAUGAGCAUAUGAAGACAUCGGAGAAUUCGAGUCGACGGAACUUUAAGAAUCCUGUGCUUGCCUACAUUACUCCAUGGAACUCUCAAGGGUAUGACAUGGCCAAGAAAUUCAGCAACAAGUUUAGUCAUCUUUCACCUGUGUGGUAUGAAUUAAAGAGCCAAGGUAUAAAAAUGAGUUUGGAGGGAAGACAUAAUGCCGAUAAAGGAUGGAUUACGGAGAUCAGAAGAUUGGGGAACUCUCAGAUGUUACCUAGGGUAGUUUUGGAGGCGAAUCCCGUGGAUCUGCUGAAAAAGAAAAAGCAGAGGGAUAAAGCAGUUAAACUCAUCAUUGCCGAAUGCAAAGAAAUGGAAUAUGAUGGUAUCGUACUAGAGUCAUGGUCAAGAUGGGCAGCAUAUGGUAUUUUGCAUGACCCAGACAUGCGGAAUAUGGCUUUGGAAUUCAUCAUGCAACUCGGCCAAGCCAUGCAUACCGUGAACUUGCAAUUAGUGUAUGUAAUAGGUCCACCUCACUCGGAUAAGUUGAGUGAAUAUGACUUUGGUCCUGAAGAUCUUCAAAGAUUGAGUGAUGAUGUUGACGGUUUAUCCCUCAUGACUUACGACUUUUCGAGCUCUCAGAAUCCCGGACCGAAUGCACCUUUAAAGUGGAUCCAGUCGACCAUGAAGCUUCUCCUUAGUGCCAGAAAUGGCGAGCGUCGGAAAUUGGGCAAAAAGAUUUUUAUUGGCAUCAACUAUUAUGGGAAUGAUUUUGUUGUUUCACAAGGUUUAGGUGGUGGACCUAUCGUUGGAAGGGAAUAUUUGUCUUUAUUGGAGCAGCACAGGCCACAGCUGCACUGGGAGAGCAACAGUGCUGAACACUUCUUCUUGUACACAGAUAAACAAAGCGUCGAGCAUGUAGUUUUCUACCCAUCACUAAUGUCAAUCUCACUAAGACUCAAGGAAGCUUUUUUGUGGGAAGCUGGCAUCUCAAUCUGGGAAAUCGGGCAGGGACUUGAAUAUCAUUUUGAUAUUUUGUGA
Messenger RNA from Striga hermonthica, 1308 nucleotides. The record is from the annotation of a GenBank genome assembly. Lineage: Eukaryota; Viridiplantae; Streptophyta; Magnoliopsida; Lamiales; Orobanchaceae.